AUGCCAUUAACAAAUGUCUACCAUGUGCGUCGGGUCGCAGAUACCUCUGCAAAAGCAUGUUUGAUCUGCUACAAACCAUCAACUAGCGUGAUGAUCACACCAGAUAACAAGGACUUCUUUUACGUGUGCCCCGCACAUCUGCAAGACCGGCACUUCUGUUCUCCAAUAGUUGACACAGAGGGCCAAGCAAAACUACUCAAGGAAGAGGCAAUGGCUAAAGAGAUUGAAAAGGUCAAAAAGGAGUACGAAGAAAAACAGAGACGAAAGAAAGAGCGUGAGAAGGCCUCGAGCAAGGACGAUAAAGAGGAGAAAGAUAAGAGCAAAGACGACUCCAAGGAUAAAUCCAAAGAUUCGUCUGAGGCAAAUACUAAUGAUGAGAAAGACAGAGAUGAUAAGAUCGCUUCUAUUCGCAAAGGUUCUGAGACAGAGACGAAGCUGGAUGAUUCACCUCGCAUCUUCUCUCUGCACAAGAAUUUCUACCAAAUGCGCAUCGACCGGCUGCGUAACAUUGAGAUGGCGAAACGGAACCAGGAAAGGUUGAAGAACCCUUCAUUGUUUCCUUCUGUGCCAUCAGGGGACCCCUAG
Messenger RNA from Penicillium paradoxum, 585 nucleotides. RefSeq names its product AAA-ATPase Vps4-associated 1 family protein. Gene Ontology annotation, cellular component: endosome. The coding region runs from base 1 to 585 and encodes 194 amino acids. Gene Ontology annotation, biological process: vacuolar transport. The transcript has 4 exons. Lineage: Eukaryota; Fungi; Ascomycota; Eurotiomycetes; Eurotiales; Aspergillaceae. The record is from RefSeq and is a predicted model, not a curated record.